Molecule: messenger RNA, 1902 nt
Organism: Cuscuta campestris
Lineage: Eukaryota; Viridiplantae; Streptophyta; Magnoliopsida; Solanales; Convolvulaceae
Source: the annotation of a GenBank genome assembly
AUGGGUGGGAACGUGGCCUUGGGAACAAUGAUAGCCGCUCAAGAACUCUCCGAAUUUCUUCAAAUGGAGAUUCGCCUCAAAUUCGAGGAAGAAGUUCUUGAAUUCUACAGAAAUGGAGAAAUGAAAUCUGCUCAGUCAAAGAAAAAUCCACAGAGCACAUUUCCAGUCAUCAAGUCCACUGUUGGAGGCUCAAAGAUGAAGCUUUCGCAGAAAAAAUUGGGAAGAAAGCUUCGCCUUCCCAAUUCUGGAGUUGAAGUUGGGAAAUUUCCAGUCAAAAAUCUGGACUGGAACAUCAUUGGAAUUUCAGGGCGAACUCCUUCUGGCCCAGCAAAGAAAGAAGAUCUGAACAACGAUUACAAGUUGAUUUUGGAACUGGUCAUCGCCUGCCUCGAAUGUGGGAGUGGAGGUCAUGCCGAUGACAUCACCCAGGAGAGAGCCUUCAUCAUCAACGCUCUCAUUACCAAAACUAAGGUAGACUGGGCUGCACACUUUUUCAAUUCCAUCUCAAAGCAUCUGGGAAAGCCCAACCAGAAAUAUCUUUGUCAAGGACUAUACCUUGGACUUAUCUUGGAGUCUAUGGGUAUUGCUUCUAAAGGAAAGAAGUAUGGAGAAAGAUACUGGCUAUACUACUUAUCCUCCAAAGGAGAAAACAGAGCCAGUGCCAGUACCACUGCAGAGGAUAGCUCAUCAGAUAAUGUCCUACUCAUCCAUAUGGCAAAGACUGCCAAAAGAAAGCAAGUGGUGUCCCCCUCUCCCUCCAUUGAAGCACCACAAAAUCUUGCCUUGGUAUGUUUGGAAGAAGAAGAAGAAGUCUCUGACCAUGGAGAACUUCAAAGGAAGAAGAAGAGAAAGAUCAACUCUUCAUCAACAUCCAAAGAUGUCGAUUCGGAUGAGUUGAAGGAGAGGGAAACUGCUGAGGAAACCUCUAUUCAAAACCAGAGCCCUCAACAAUUUGAAGAAGAAAUCCCUCUAGUCCAAAGCCUUCCAACCUCAUCUCAGCCUCAUACAGAUGAUGCUGACAACAAAUUCUGGCAGCUCUACUAUAAUUGGAGAGCUUGGAAAGUUGGAAAUUCAGAAGAGCAACUGUUGGAUUGGGACCAACAGCUGAAGAAUGAACAGAUUAUCAAGAAAUGCCUAGGACUACCAGUCAACCACUGCUGUGAAGACAUCUUGGAUGACUACUGGGUAUGGCAAAGGAACAAUGAGGAUCUGCAUCUGGAACACUUGGCCACUACACCAGUUUCAGACUUUGAAGCAGAUGAUGAAGAUACUGCAGUCUACAAGCCAGUCUUCUCAAAAGCCACAGAAGAUCAAAUGGCUCCCACUUCUGAAGAAAUAGCUGUUUUGGAAACAACAGCUGAGGAUUUCCCUAUCUUUACGGAAACCUCACCUGCGUUCGAAAUGGUUCUGACUGAAACUGUUCAAGAGAAGGCAGCCUCUCCCCCACAAGAGCAGAACCAGGAAGCAACUGAAGAAGAAGAAUUUCAGCGACUGAUCCAAUCUCAAGUGCUCGAGAUCCUCACAACUCCUUGUGAGAUCUCCAAUCAGACACAACUUGAGAUUCUGGAAAAGUCAGCAGAAAUUCCGGAACAGUCAGCUAUUCCAGAAAUUAUGGAGAAAGAAGUAGAAGUCCAAAGGCACUCUGGAAAAGCUGAGAAGGAAUCUCAGAUGGCAGAAGAGGAGGUCUCUCAAACUCCAAUAGCCAUUUUUGAAGAACCAAAUGAAGCUGAAGAUACCAAGCAGAAUCUGCUGAAGCUGAAAAAAGUCAAGGCGGAAGAAAUCACAAAAUCUCAAGACAAAAACUUGGUUUAGGAAUUAUUGUAAUUUGAAUUGUAUUUGUUUAAGAGUUUUUGUUAACAAGCUGUAUAUUAUGAGAAACUAAAAGAAAGUUAUACAAUUAGU